UGCUUAUUAGCAAGUGUCUCAACAAAAAACAUCUUAGAUUUUGUAACAACACUUUUGCCAAAAUGGCCACACCUAGCUCUACUAUUUCCAUUAGUUUGAGCCUUUUGUUGAUUUUGGGAGUGGCUAUUUCCCAAAGUGAAGCUAGGGCAUUUUUUGUAUUUGGAGAUUCACUUGUUGAUAGUGGGAAUAAUGAUUAUUUGGCUACAACUGCAAGGGCUGAUUCACCUCCUUAUGGCAUUGAUUAUCCAACUAGAAGACCAACUGGUCGUUUCUCCAAUGGCUACAACAUUCCUGACAUUAUCAGUCAAAGAAUUGGUUCUUCCGAAUCACCACUCCCUUACUUAAGUCCAGAACUUACUGGACAAAGGCUUCUUGUUGGUGCCAACUUUGCAUCUGCUGGAAUUGGAAUUCUAAAUGACACUGGAAUCCAAUUUGUGAAUAUAAUUCGAAUGCCACAACAAUUAGAUUACUUCAGGCAAUAUCAGAGCAGAGUGAGUAGACUUAUUGGUGAAGCAAGUACUCAAAGACUUGUAAAUCAAGCUCUUGUUCUUAUGACUCUUGGAGGCAAUGACUUUGUCAACAAUUACUAUCUCGUGCCCAAUUCUGCACGAUCGCGCCAAUAUGCAAUUCAAGAUUAUGUCCCUUAUGUGAUAGCAGAAUACCGUAAAAUCUUGUUGAAUGUGUAUAAUCUAGGAGCUCGUCAUAUCAUUGUGACUGGUACUGGACCGUUAGGUUGCGUCCCAGCAGAACUAGCUCAACGUAGCAGGAACGGGGAAUGUUCACCCGAGUUGCAACGAGCUGCAGCCCUGUUCAACCCACAGCUUGCACAAAUGCUGCAGGGCCUAAACAGUGAAGUAGGCAGCAAUAUUUUCAUUGCUGCAAAUACACAACAAAUGCAAUCUAAUUUCAUUACUAAUCCAGGAGCAUAUGGAUUUAUAACAUCAAAGGUAGCAUGUUGUGGGCAAGGACCAUACAAUGGUCUUGGCCUAUGUACACCGCUCUCUAACUUGUGCCCGAAUAGAGAUCUCUACGCGUUUUGGGAUCCGUUCCACCCAUCUGAGAAGGCAAAUAAGAUAAUUGUGCAACAAAUCCUAACUGGUUCAUCAGAGUACAUGUCACCGAUGAAUCUCAGUACAAUUCUGGCCAUGGAUUCAGAGGCAUAAUAAUAUGUAUACAUAUCUGGAAUCUGUUCACUUGUACCACUUUUUGUUUGUUGUUAAAAAUUUUGGCUAUAGAUUAAUAAGCUGGUUGCAGCACCUCAUGAUGUGCUUCUUUUAAAUUUUCAAAAGUUUGUCAGUGUGCUAUGUUUAUUCACAUAAUUAAGUAAUCUAAUGUGUAGGUGGAGUGUGAUAAUGUUGAAAUGUAAACCAAGUGUUUUUAAUAUAUCAAAGUGUAACAGUUUCAUGGCA
Solanum dulcamara is the source of this 1409-nucleotide messenger RNA. Its product is annotated as GDSL esterase/lipase At5g33370-like. Gene Ontology annotation, molecular function: hydrolase activity, acting on ester bonds. Bases 63 to 1163 code for a protein of 366 amino acids. Lineage: Eukaryota; Viridiplantae; Streptophyta; Magnoliopsida; Solanales; Solanaceae. The record is from RefSeq and is a predicted model, not a curated record. The transcript is spliced from 5 exons.